AAUUACGAUGAGGCGGAGAUGAUGAAAUGCGCACGACAAAUGAUCCUAAAGCUAUCCGUCGUAAGCGACACCAUACCGUCCUCCCUCUUUCUCAAACGGGUCUUUUGCUCUAUGGAACGAGCAAUUGGCAGGGGGGCGUAUGCCGAUGUCUACUGCGGAUCUUACGAGGAACAACCUAUUGCAUUGAAACAACUCAGGAUCUUUGGAGAUUCCGAGCCAUCGCAACCCCAUAAAGAUCUGUAUCGAGAAGCCCUACUAUGGCGUCAGCUCAGACACCCUUGCAUACUCCCAUUUCUGGGACUGUAUGAGGACACGCAUGCAAAGGAUCUGUGCAUGGUCUCCCCUUGCAUGUCAGGUGGCAGCCUUCUAGACUUUGUGAAGAAGUUCGUGGUUGAAGUAGAUGUUGUCAACCUUCUCAUAGACGCGAUCGGGGGUCUUUGUUACCUCCACGAUCAAUCUUUUGUUCACGGAGAUUUGCGAGCGGCCAAUGUUCUCAUCGAUGAGCAUGGUCGUGCAUACCUUGCAGACUUCGGUCUCAUCUCCUUC
This is a messenger RNA of Punctularia strigosozonata HHB-11173 SS5, 546 nucleotides long. Its product is annotated as kinase-like protein. Gene Ontology annotation, biological process: protein phosphorylation. The transcript is spliced from 4 exons. Gene Ontology annotation, molecular function: protein kinase activity; ATP binding. The annotation marks the transcript as partial. The record is from RefSeq and is a predicted model, not a curated record. NCBI's taxonomy places the organism in Eukaryota, Fungi, Basidiomycota, Agaricomycetes, Corticiales, Punctulariaceae.